Molecule: messenger RNA, 1674 nt
Organism: Lasiodiplodia theobromae
Lineage: Eukaryota; Fungi; Ascomycota; Dothideomycetes; Botryosphaeriales; Botryosphaeriaceae
Product: Cytochrome p450
Exons: 1
Coding region: 1-1674 (557 amino acids)
Source: RefSeq, a predicted model, not a curated record
AUGGCAUCUUCCAAUCGCGAUCUACAGGUCACCGGGGACAAGUUGAAGACAGUGCUGAGGGAACAAGUGGUGGUGGGAUGGUUGGACAAGACAACGGGCAGGCGGAGGUAUCUCGGACGACUCGGCGGGGCGGACAACACCAAGGCCAACCUGACUCUGCAUGUUAGACAGGAUGAGGCAAUCGAGCGGCGCCUAUUGAUCAACAUACACGCUCCUAUCAAACUUCAUGCCUCGACCUCCGAGCGCCCCCGCGACAUGUACUUGGUCAUUCCCACAGAACAGCUCUCAUUGACCGUGCAUCUUGUGUCUGACGAGGUGCGCCCGUACAUUUGCGAGAAUCAUCUGAAAGUACGCUGCGACCUCGGCGCUCUCGCCUUCGUUGUGAUGCCCGUCCAACGCCGCAAGUUGCAGAAACCCGUAACUGGCGUUCCCGCCGAGAUCUUAUCCUGCUUGCAGACGCUUUCAGAGACGGGUGAUCUAGACUUGUACCUCAGGGCUGACGAUUACGUCCGGUGUUGCCUGGUCGACAUCAGCUCGAAACUAAAGAACGCGACUACGCCGGCUAUCGACUACUCCUCAAUCUAUCCUGACGGAUUACGCGCUGCUGCAAACUGCUGGUCCGAAUAUCCCGGCGAUGAGGCACACAGCUCCUUAUGGAACCCACUUGUUGAAGACGCCCCCCCACGAUACGAUGAUGCGGUCGUAUCACCGCUGUCGGGCGGAGACAAAGUGGCUUUUGUCAGAUCUACCUUGAGCAAUGGCGUCGAGAGACCUCCGAAACGCACAGCGCACGAAGCUUUCUCGGGUUAUAUGGAGGCUCCCUUGGACUCAGAGCUCACCCCGACUGAAGUGUUUCCAACUCAACCCGAUGUCCAUGCUGCAGGCAACUCUCACAGUGGUAACGAUGCUGCAAAAGACCUCCACAGAAGUUCAGCAGAAAGUCUUCAGGAACGCCUCCGCGCUGCGGCAGCGGCACCAUCUCCUAGUGAUGCUGACACAAUGUUUGUUUGCAACAGCUUUCCACCACCCAGCCCUCCCUUCUAUCCUCUACCUGCAAGCGUCGCUGGCACGACGGUCUCCUCUGUCGCUGCCACCACCGUCUCUGUCGCCAGCGGUGCACUAUCCGACACUCAUCCCCUAGCCGAGACUGUCUACUGUUCACCUGCUCCGCGCUCCACCACCUCCGCCCUUGCGACUACACGCGAGCUCUACCUUUGUAACGACCUUACUGAACUCAUCUUCCGCACGUCGAAAGUUCUUCCAAAGGUGCACGACGACUAUCUGCCGCAACUCCUCCACCUCGGCUUCUGCGCGCAGGAAUGCGACGCCCGAGCGUUCAACGCAGGGCGCGAUGCACUCGUGAGGGCCGUGAUCCAGCAGUGCGCCGCGGCGCCAACGUCGUUCGCAUGGACCGACAACCUCGAGGCGCACGUCGAGCACGUGCGGCGCUGGAUGAACAAGAAUCUGCACCGGGAUGCGGAUCUGCGCGUGCUGGAGGACCUGGUGAAGCUGCAGGCGGCCGCGCUGAGGACGAAGGCCGCCCCGGACGAACUGGCCCAGGCGGUGGCCAGGGAGACGUUUGACGAGGAGAGAGCGUCUUGCCUUGCGAACGCGUUCUGUAUUUUCGGUCGGAAGACUUGGGGCCAGUCUAGUCUAGUCCAGGAUCGUUUUUAG